This is a messenger RNA of Molossus molossus (Pallas's mastiff bat), 1810 nucleotides long. RefSeq names its product solute carrier family 13 member 2 (gene SLC13A2). Lineage: Eukaryota; Metazoa; Chordata; Mammalia; Chiroptera; Molossidae. Gene Ontology annotation, molecular function: transmembrane transporter activity. The transcript is spliced from 12 exons. The coding region runs from base 32 to 1810 and encodes 592 amino acids. Gene Ontology annotation, cellular component: membrane. Gene Ontology annotation, biological process: monoatomic anion transmembrane transport. The record is from RefSeq and is a predicted model, not a curated record.
GUGGCUCCAGCAGCCUUCCUGGGUCCACACCAUGGCCACCUACUGGCAGGGCCUGUGGGCCUAUCGCUCCUACCUGAUUGUGUACUUCCUGCCCAUUUUCCUGCUGCCUCUGCCCCUCCUCAUCCCCACGAAGGAAGCCUACUGUGCCUACUCCAUCAUCGUCAUGGCGCUCUUUUGGUGUUUCGAGGCUCUGCCCCUGGCUGUCACUGCCUUCCUGCCCCUCAUCCUGUUCCCCAUGAUGGGCAUAAUGGAUGCCUCUGAGGUCUGCAUCGAGUACCUUAAGGACACCAAUAUCCUGUUCAUCGGGGGGCUGCUGGUGGCCAUCGCUGUUGAGCAUUGGAAUCUGCAUAAACGCAUAGCCCUCCGCGUGCUCCUCAUCGUCGGGGUGCGGCCCGCGCUGCUAAUGCUGGGCUUCAUGGUGGUCACAGCCUUCCUGUCCAUGUGGAUCAGCAACACGGCCACCACGGCCAUGAUGGUGCCCAUUGCACACGCCGUCCUGGAGCAGCUGCACAAGGCUCCCGCGGUCAAGGACAUGGAGAACGGCAGUGACAACCCCACCUUCGAACUUCAGGAAUCAAGUCCCCAGAAGGAAGCGGCCAAACUUGAUAAUGGGCAGGUCUACCCUGUCCCACCUGGCCCUUUGGAGUCAAGGGCACAGAGAAGUCAGGAACAGAUCCGCUUUUCCCAGGGCAUGAGCCUGUGCGUGUGCUACUCGGCCAGCAUCGGGGGCAUCGCCACACUGACUGGCACCACUCCCAACCUGGUGCUGCAAGGCCAGAUCAACUCGCUCUUCCCUGAAAAUGCCAACGUGGUGAAUUUUGCCUCCUGGUUCAGUUUUGCCUUCCCCGCCAUGAUCAUCUUGCUGUUGCUGGCCUGGCUGUGGCUACAGUUCCUUUUCCUGGGCUACAACCUCCGGAAGAACUUUGGCAUCGGGGGACAGGCACGCGAUCAAGAGCAGGCGGCCUUCCAAGUCAUCCAAAAAGAGCACAAGCAGCUGGGCCCCAUGACCUUUGCAGAAACGGCUGUCACCAUCCUCUUUGUCCUCCUGGUGCUGCUCUGGUUCACCCGAGAGCCAGGCUUUUUCACCGGCUGGGGCAGCCUGGCUUUUCCCCAGCCCAAUGGGGCAAGCUUGGUGUCCGACGGGACAGUGGCUAUCUUCAUCAGCAUCAUUAUGUUCAUGGUGCCCUCCAAGAUCCCAGGGCUGACUCGAGAUCCAGAAAACCCGGGGAAGCUGCAGGCCCCUCCUGCCCUCCUCAACUGGAAGACAGUGAAUGAGAAAAUGCCCUGGAAUAUCGUAUUCCUGCUGGGUGGUGGCUUUGCCCUGGCCAAGGGCAGCGAGCAAUCGGGCCUGUCUAAGUGGCUGGGGGAAAAGCUGACCCCACUGCAGUCUGUGUCAGCUCCUGCCAUUGCCUUGAUCCUCUGCCUCCUGGUCGCCACCUUCACUGAGUGCACCAGCAACGUGGCCACCACCACACUCUUCCUGCCUAUCCUGGCCUCUAUGGCUCAGGCCAUCUGCCUCCACCCUCUCUACAUCAUGCUCCCUUGCACCCUGGCCGCCUCCCUGGCCUUCAUGCUGCCUGUGGCCACCCCGCCCAAUGCCAUCGUCUUCUCUUUCGGAGGUCUCAAAGUGUCUGAUAUGGCCCGGACGGGAUUCCUGCUCAACAUCCUGGGCGUGCUGGUCAUCAUGCUGGCCAUCAACAGCUGGAGCUUCCCCAUCUUCAAACUGCACACCUUCCCCUCCUGGGCCUACUCCAAAAACACAACCCACUGCAUGGGCAGCCAGGCGAACGCCACCACGCCGAGCCCCUAG